This is a messenger RNA of Callorhinus ursinus (northern fur seal), 1556 nucleotides long. It is a transcript of the gene CHMP6, whose product is annotated as charged multivesicular body protein 6. The record is from RefSeq and is a predicted model, not a curated record. Lineage: Eukaryota; Metazoa; Chordata; Mammalia; Carnivora; Otariidae. Gene Ontology annotation, cellular component: multivesicular body; ESCRT III complex. Gene Ontology annotation, biological process: vesicle budding from membrane; late endosome to vacuole transport via multivesicular body sorting pathway.
GCGGGGCCGCGGGGCCGGGGCGCCAUGGGCAACCUGUUCGGCCGCAAGAAGCCGAGCCGGGUCACCGAGCAAGACAAGGCCGUCCUGCAACUGAAGCAGCAGCGGGACAAGCUGAAGCAGUACCAGAAGAGGAUCACCCAGCAGCUGGAGCGGGAGCGCGAGAUCGCCAGGCAGCUCCUGCGGGACGGGAAGAAGGAACGGGCCAAGCUGCUGCUCAAGAAGAAGCGGUACCGGGAGCAGCUUCUGGACAAGACAGAAAACCAAAUCACCAGCCUGGAAACGAUGGUCCAGAGCAUUGAGUUCACCCAGAUUGAAAUGAAGGUGGUCGAAGGGCUGCAGAUUGGAAAUGAGUGUCUGAAAAAGAUGCACCAGGUGAUGUCCAUAGAAGAAGUGGAGCGGAUACUGGAGGAGACCCAGGAGGCUGUGGAGUACCAGCGGCAAAUAGAUGAGCUGUUGGCAGGAAGCUUCACUCAGGAAGAUGAAGAUGCCAUCCUGGAGGAGCUGAAUGCAAUCACUCAGGAGCAGAUAGAGCUCCCAGAGGUCCCUUCAGAGCCGCUUCCCGAAAAGAAACCAGAGCGAGUCCCCCGCGAGGCCAGGCCCAAGCAGGUGGAACUGGUGGCAGCCUCGUAACUUGGCCUCCUCUUCUGGGACUGGCGGGGACUCCCCAGAGACUGGGGCCCACAGAGUUUGGGUGCGUGGCCAGCCCUGACCCGGCUCCCAGGAGGCCGGCUCCAGGCCAGGCCGGUCAGGUGCUGACGGAGCAGCGUGGCACACACAGGGCUCCAUUCCAGGGUGACUCUGCGGAGGAGCGCUUCCCUGGCGCUGCUGUCUUGCUCUCAUUUGUGGAUUCAAUGGCAACAUUCAGAACCUCCGGCCACACGCGGCCUCUGACGCUGUGGCUCCCAUGCGGCCACAGGCGGGCCCAGUGCGCCUGGUGCUGGCCACACUCCUGUCCCCGGCCCCGCGAGGCUCCACGGCCGCCUUCUCCGCAGCUUGCUCUCUUCUUGGAGGGCGCGACGAACCUAGCUUCCUUGCCCGCCCUUUCCUCACUUCUUGCUGCUGCCGUUGGCUGGCGGCGGCUUCCGUUAGGGAGUCCCUGCCGUGGCCUGGCUUCCUGACCUGCCCGGUCUCCGUGUUGGUUCAGGGCUGGAAACCUCUCCUCCUCUGUGUCAGUGUUCGGGGGCAUUGGGUCAGCGAGGAGGGGGACCACCCCUGCUGGCUUGGUGGCUGCAGAGCCCUGACCAGCCCUCAUCACCAGCGGGAGCUCAGCCCCACUGCAAAGGGACGUUCCUGGAGAGCCGGCGGUCUCCCAGGGCUUCCCGGAGGUGCUGACGGGCCCGCUCGGGCGGGUGCGCCCCCGUUGCCUGGGAAGCUGCCGGGCACCCGGGGCUCUCCGACCGGGCGGAUGCUGUAGGGGUGGUCGCGGCUCUCUAUCUGACGGUUCAUCUUGAUAUUAGACAAUCCCGAUGACAUCUCCCUCCCGACAAGAACAGAAAGGGGAUCCUCCCAGCUCCCCAACAGGUCAGCCCCAUAUUAAAGUUGAUGCCUGCAUGGUC